This is a messenger RNA of Leptopilina boulardi, 6387 nucleotides long. It is a transcript of the gene Rap2l, whose product is annotated as ras-related protein Rap-2a. The transcript has 2 exons. Gene Ontology annotation, molecular function: GDP binding; GTP binding; GTPase activity. The record is from RefSeq and is a predicted model, not a curated record. Bases 423 to 968 code for a protein of 181 amino acids. NCBI's taxonomy places the organism in Eukaryota, Metazoa, Arthropoda, Insecta, Hymenoptera, Figitidae. Gene Ontology annotation, cellular component: plasma membrane. Gene Ontology annotation, biological process: Rap protein signal transduction; negative regulation of cell migration.
UGAAAUGUGUAAUGAAAGAGAAGAGAAUAGAAAAUUAGUGAAUAGCAGUGAGUGGGGUAUCAAUGGAAUUGUGCAGUGUGUUAUCGGUGGUGUCAUGUCUUCUCAUCGGUGCAAGAAUUCUUUUUGUGUGGUGUAAAUUUAGUAAGAUUUAUUUUUCCAUUGAUGCCUUUGUUCGUGUGGUUGAAUCUGUAUGGUUUGUGUUGUUUAAGAUUUAUUGUGUUAAAUGGACAAGCUGUCUGUCCUUGUCAAGGCAGGAAUUUGAACUACAGGAAGCCAAAGGACUUGAACAACAACAAAGUGUCAAAGUGUCCAGAUAGUUGAGGAAGUGAUAGUGAUCGCGAUUCUCGUGAUCAGUCUAAUCAUUCUGACUCAUUGCUCUUGACGAUUGAGUCUGGUUGAAGAUCUGAGCCUCGGCCUGAGAAAUGAGAGAGUUCAAGGUCGUAGUGCUAGGAUCGGGCGGGGUGGGCAAAAGUGCUCUGACGGUUCAAUUCGUGUCAGGUUGUUUCAUGGAAAAAUACGAUCCGACCAUCGAAGACUUCUAUAGGAAAGAGAUCGAGGUUGAUAAUUCGCCGUGCGUUCUCGAAAUCCUGGAUACCGCCGGCACCGAGCAAUUUGCUAGUAUGCGCGACCUCUACAUCAAAAACGGCCAGGGCUUCGUUGUUGUCUAUAGUCUCACUAAUCAUCAAACUUUUCAGGAUAUUAAAGCUAUGAAAGAGUUGAUAACCCGUGUAAAAGGAACAGAAAGAGUGCCAGUUCUUCUGGUAGCUAACAAACUUGAUCUAGAGCAUCAACGUGAAGUUGAUUCAGCUGAAGGAACAGCUUUAGCACAGAUUUGGGGCUGUCCAUUCGUAGAGGCAUCUGCUAAAAAUCGUACUAACGUCAAUGAGAUGUUCGCUGAAAUUGUACGGGAAAUGAACUUCAGUCCUGAAAAAGAAAAGAAGAGUUACUGCUGUUGCAGUGUUCUUUAAUACUUAAUCAAAAUUUCACAUCGGGCAGACUGAAUGACACUAGAUAAAUAGGAGCAACUUUAGUUGUCCUAUGAACUUCUUUUUCUUUCAUCUUCCCCGCUUCCUCCUUCAGGGUCAACGGGGUCGUGCUGUGAACUCGCAAAUCUUAUAAGAAUAAUUUAUAACAUACGGAAAGCUCAACAAACAAAAAAAGACUAUUAGAGAGAGACUCGUGAGUUUUCAUUUUCUAUCGAAAAAACGACACUAAUCGUGAACAUAUUUUAAUAUACAUAGAUAGUAUUAUGUGUAAUAUUACUGUAAUAUAUAGCAAUAAAAGUAGACGAUUAAAUGGUAAGCUAAAUCUGCGGAACAGGACCAAUGCAUGGAGGAGGAUGGACGUGGAUUUUGUAGAUGGUUACAAAAAAAAGUCCUGCGUUACUAGUUAUUUACUGGUAAUGGCUAAACCAAACUCCAUAUGAUUAGAUUUUUACUUUAUAUUAAUAAGAAAAUUUAGUUUCAAGAAUAUUCCAUUUUUAUUCUGAGCUGUUUAGAUAGUUUGUUUUGUGUAUUUAAAUACAAACUACAAAUUUAAAAAUGUUUAACAGCAUGCAAAAGUUGUGUGUAAGUCUCUUUAAAAAUUACACUUUUAAAAGUAUUAUCAAUUGUUUUUUGUUUAAAUUCAAAAUUGAGAUUUUUCAUUCUCUUUAAUUUUUUUUUUGUGUGUGUGAAAUAAUAAAAUUUCCUCCGCCAACAAAAUGUUUUAUAUAAUCAGAAUUGAUUACCUGCUUUUAUAUCAAUUUUUAAUAAAAUUAUAUUAAUGUAAUAAAACUGUAAUUAAAGCACAAAUUAAAAAUACUAAAAAAAAGAGUAAUACGCCUAACCGACUGAAAAUACAUACAAUGUAUAGAACAAUUUAGAAAUCAGUAUAUCAUGAUAGAAAAAAGAAGAUUAAAUAAUAAAUUGAAUUAUGUACAGAACCAAAUUAAUUUUUAUGGUAACCACCAAAUUUGCUAUUGAGGAAAAUUUAGGGGACAAUAAUAUAAUAAAAAGUUCUAUUAUUGCAUGUAACCUUUCAGUCAAUCUUGUGCAAUAAUAUGAAAAUAUUAAAUACUGUUUUUUAUGCAAUUGUAUUGGAAGGCCGAAUGCGAUAUUUUCAUCGUUAAAAGUAAAGUUUUAACGAAGAGAGUAAUAAACUUCAAAUUAUUAAAAUUUUUAACUCUAACUUUUAAUGGAGUUUAAAAUGUUUGUUAAAUUUAGAAAUAGGUUUAAUAAAUAAAUUUCAUUUGUUUAUAUACUUUCUUCCUUGCAUAUGCAGAUACACAAAUAUUAUUAUAUCUGCAUUUAUGAAUUUAUAUACUUAAAAAUUCGAACAUGCGACAAAAUAUUUCAUUUCUUUUUUUUUUUUUUUUAUUAAGAUUAAUACUUGUGUAAAAAUGUUAUUAUGAGUAUGAAUGUUAAUGUGUAUGUCUGUGUGUAAAUGAAGAUAAUAACUAUAAGGAAAAAAUUUUAGAAAGCAGAACAAUAAAAAUUUGAGUCAAAUGAUUAAUUAACAUUGAUGAUAUUUCACUAUUUUCUUAUUUCAAUGUAGCUCGAAAAUUUGUAAAUAUAUUUAUCAGGGCAAGUGUUCUCAAAUUCUAAUAUUAGAACAAAAAACGAUUUGCAUACAUUGUUUAUUGAAAUUUAUAAUAUUUUGGUAUGGUAUGGUUUUAUCUUAUUUUACACGUCUGAGAUAUUACUCUCAUUUUUAUGUACAUUAUUAUUGCAGUAAAUGUAAAAAGUAUGUUUUAAUUGUUGAGUUUUAUUAUUAGACACAUUAAAAGUCUUAAUUCCUUUAAACAAAGAAAAAGAUUUUUUUUUAUCAUUAUUGUCAGAAUUACAAGGUCUUGAUUAAAAUUGAAGAAAUUUAUAUAAAAAAAAAUUUUAAUCACUUUGCACUUUUUAUGCAAGAAUAUUAAUUAUUUUGUAAGUUUUUUUUUUGCAAGGAAGAAUAGUUAAAAUUAAUUUAAUACUGCCAGGGUAGUGAAAUUUUUUGGGAAUAUAUGGAGAGAAGACAUACAAUAUCAUUUGAUAAACCACCGAUUUAUAGGAAAAUUUUAUUAUUAUUUGUGUAGUAUAUAAAUGUAAAAUUCUAAUUAAUAUAAAAAAUGGAUAUUCAUAAGAUUAUUGAUUCUAUACUGUACAAAUAAGCUGUAGAGUAGAUUUAAACAAUAUAAUUUUUGUAGUAAAUAGAAUCAUUUAUAUUGAUAUGAUUUUUGCACAAGGAACUAUCAUGAGCAUUAAGGGGUGGAGUUUUUUUUCUUGUAAAAAUGACGCACAAUUAAUGAAAACAUAAGAAAAAAUUUUUUUAAAGAAAAAUCUUCCAAUAAUUUUUUUUUUAUAACCAUUAAAAGAGGUUACAACAUAUCGAAAAGAUCCUACAUACUUUGGUAUAGAAAAUUUAAUUUUUGAUCAAAUUUUAAGUCAAUGAGAGUUGUCUGAGUUAGAAGUUUGCCCAUUAAGAAAAAAGAAAAAAAAAUAAAGUUUCGAAAAAAAGGUAUUUAAAGAAUUAAAAGCCUCUCCAUUAUUCGGUAGGACGGAUAGUGAAUAGCUAAUUUUACACUAGUGAAAAAAAUGUUUAUACAAACAAGUGACCGUGAAUAUGAAUUGAAUAAUUUUCUAACAAAAUUAAUUUUUUUCUGAUGAUACCAAAAACUGAAAAAAAAGAGGGCGUUGCAGCACAUCUUUUUUUCAGUGAAGGAGUACUGAAUAAUUGUAUAGAAAAAGUUGCUAGCUAUUGCAUAAAACAUAAACCGCGUUUCUGAUAUAAACUCUAAUUUUUGUAAAAUAAUCCUCUGAGGACUUUACCCUCCCCCCAAAAAAAACAGCAGAAAGAAAAAAAAUCUUUCUAGAAAGUACUAUUUGGAUAAAACAAUUUUAUACUAUUUCCACCUUUUUAUCUUUACAUAAUUACGGUGACAAUUUUAAAUUAAACUUUUUUCUUUCCUCUCUAAAAUCAAAAUAUUUAUAAUGCGCUACAUUCUAAUAGACUUUUUUUUUAUAGUAAUGCUUAUCAAUAAUAUACAAUAAUAAACUUUAAUUACACAGGCAUAAAAAAAAUUCAUGUUCUGAGCUCGAGGUCAAACUAUGACUACUUUCUGUUUUUGGGGUUACUGAAACCAAAUCAGAAGUCAGUUUAUAACGUCAGGUAUUUGACAUAACCUCAAAAAACCUAAAAAUUCGGAUCUAUGUAUAAGUCUUACCAUGUCUACUUUAUGUUUUUGGGAUCGCUGAAGCUGAAUCUGAAGUCUAUUUAACCCUAUCACGUCAGGCUUUUGACAUAACAAAAAAAAACAUUUAAAAAAAUCAAAUGUUGGGAUUUUUUCGAGGUUAUGUUAAAAGUCUAACGUGAUGGGGUUAAGUAGACUUCAGAUUUGGUUUUAGCGACACCAAAAACAUAAAGUAAACAUGAUAAGACUUAUAAAUCAGAAUUUUUUUAUUUCAAAAUUUUAAAGUCAAAUUUUGUGAUUUUUGAGUUCAUUUCAAAAGCCUGACGUGAUGAGGUUAAAUAGACCUCAAAUUUGGCUUUAGCGUCCCCAAAAACAUAAAGUAAUUACAGUAAGACUAAUAGAUCCAAAUUUUAAAAUUUUAAGGACGAAUUUUGAGGUUUUUUGUGGUUAUGUCAAAUACCUGACGUGAUGGGCGCGGUUAAAUUAUCGAGUACUAUAUAUAAUCUCAAACUUUGUUUCUUUGCUAAUUUUUGAUUUCCAGUGUUUAGGAUUUGUGAUAUUUCUCAAUUAAUUUACAAUAACUUUCCAGUGUAUGUAUCUGCAUUGAAAAAAUUUUGGUGCAGCAGCUGUCCCAAAGGAAAAAUUUCUAUAUUCAGUUAAUUUCACUCAUAUAAAAACUGAUUGUAAUGAAAUUUUUUCAUUUGAGAUAUCUGCGGCGCCAAAAUUUUUUCAGUGUGUAUUGAAAAGGAGUGAAGGGAGACAUAAAUCUUUGUCCCAGUUAAAAAAAUUUCUAUAUAUGCCUUUAUUUUGAGUGUAGAAGAAAAAAAAGGGAUUUUUUAAACAAUUUAAUUUUAAUUAAUGAUUAGUUAUUGUUAUCCAUUAUAUAAUAAUUAUAACAAAUUUUCUCUUAUUAGAUCAUUAGAUAAUUAUUACAAAUAAAUGUUUUGUACAUAGAGAAAAAAUGUACAAUUCUACACUAAAAAUCUUUCGAUAUAGCAAAAUUUAACCAAUUUCAAAAAAAAAAAUUUUCUCAAAUUGGACCAAUAUUCUCAAUUUUACCCCAUAUUUUAAGAAUUCUAAAAUAUACAGUAUUAUGUAAACAAUUUAAAGAAAUUUACAUUAUUUUCCAUAUCUGUGUGUGUUAAAAAUUAACUAGUUUGUUUUUUUUAACUAACUAUGAGGGUAAGUAGUAAACUCCUUAGUAAGUGUAUUUUUGUUCGUUGUCAAAUCGAUUAGACUCUUCUUUUUAACGUCAUACUUAAAAUGGUAUCUGUGGUAUUUAUCAAUCUAGAUGAAUCUAAAGUCAACUUUUCUUCAUCCUUUGUCGCUUAAGUAGUAAAAUGUUUUACUAGAAAAAGUUUUAUAGAUGGUAGGAGACAUAAAUAGGUGAAACUUCAAGCUACUUAUAAAAGUAAAUCUCAACAAUUAGAUGAAAACUUUGGAAACAUAAGAAAAUGUGAAAGUAAAUUUUUUUAUUUGUCGACAAAAUUUUUUUUUCAACUCAUACACCGUAUAUUUAUAUUCAUAAAUAAAUAAAUUAAAUAAUUUGGAUUUUUUCUAUUACAAUUUGAAUUUCAAUUGUGUAUUAUAUGAAAGUUAUAUUUCUAUAAUUACUUGAAAAAUGAAAAUAGAAUUAUUUUCUCAUAAAUAUUGCAAUUGAUUUAAUUAUUAUAGCUUUUACAAUAGAGUUCAGAAUUUUUUAGUGUAACAUUGUACCAUAAAUAGUAAAAUUAAAAAUUGUGAAAUAUAAUAUCCGUUUUUAUGCCAAUAGAAUUGAUUCGAAAUUGAAGAACAGAAUUGAAAAUUUUUUGACUCAGAAACAAAUUUUGUCGAUUAAAUUUCUCAAUGAUCUUCAAAAAAAAAUUUUUAAUUGUUUCUGAUUAUCAGGAAGAAUUUCAAUAAUAAUUGAUGUCAUUAAUGUAUUUCUUUUUGUGAGAAAUUUCAGUUCAUUAAAAACAAUUUUUUCAAAUGCAAUAUUAAUAAUUUAUUUGGUCAUGAAAUAAAAAAUGAAUAAUUAAAAAGGUCACAUUUACUUGAAAUUAUCUGCAACAAAGAAAAAAUUUAUUUUACCACAAGUGUAAGAACUAGCAUAUCACUGUAUGGACCAGUUUGAUUAAAUAAUAGUUUGCAUGUUAAAUUUAAUUCAUUUUUCUUCAAAAAAAAGGAAAUUUUUAUUAUUAAAAGUUGAAUAUAUGAAAACACUAUUUUUACAUUUAAAACUAAAUUUUUUUUUU